CUCAUCUUCCAAUCUAGAGUAUCCAUAACCCUCUAACCCUAAAACUCAUCGGCUGCCACUCCACCGCCUCCCAUCCCUCUCAGAAGAAGAUAGGUCUACAGGAGAACCGCCGGAAAAUACAGGGCCGUGCCCGCUGGAGAAGAAGACAGGUCUGCGGAGAUCCGCCGGAAGAAAAAGAAGUAAGAGAAAACCAACCGCCCAACCCGCGAUCGCGCCGCUUCGCUUGUGGUGGCACUGAGCCGCUCCGCCGCUAUCGCGGCCGCUAUUGAUAAAGCGUGGGUGUUGGUUUGUGGAUUGUAUACUUAUCCUAUUGAUUGCGUUAGUGAAGUGGCAAUAGCUAUCAUAUCAAUUAACAACUAGAGGGAGAUACGAAAUGCUUCAGCACCAAAUAGUGCAGUCCCCAGCUAGGUUAGGACUUGCUAACCCUAAUUCCCCUUCAAUUCCAAACCCUACCCCUCCAAAGCUUCCUUCAACGCAGACCCAUCAGCCUCAAGAUCGCAACUCUUCAGCCCUCUUGUCUCUCCUCCCACCCCUCCCCAGAGCCCAAGCACUUCUUCUCCAAAUGGCUUCUUUAGCUUCCAAACUCUUUGAAGUUUCCCCCAACCGGUCCCUUUGGGUCACUGCCUUCCGCGGAACCCUCCCAACUUUCCUCUCUUCCCAUUCGUCUACCCCGCCAGACACUUCUCCAGCCACCGCAAAAGAAAUCAUUUCCCUCUUUACGAUUCUCCAAACCCAAAUCAUUGAAGCUGUUGCUGAGCUCCAAGAGAUUCUUGACCUCCAAGAUGCCAAGCAGAAGAUUGACCGUGAAAUUCGCUCCCAGGACUCCACACUUCUUGCAUUUGCCAACAAACUCAAAGAUGCUGAGUGCUGCCUUGACAUCCUUGUCGAUGAUUACUCUGACUAUCGCCGCUCCAAGCGGUUGAAAUCUGGGGAUGAUGAUUCAAUGACUUCAUCAACUGUCUCCUCUCAGCUGAAGCUGUCGGAUAUACUAUCUUAUGCCCACCGGAUAAGUUACACCACCUUUGCUCCGCCGGAUUUCGGAGCCGGUCAAGCUCCUCUCCGUGGCGCACUGCCACCUGCACCACAAGAAGAGCAAAUGAGAGCUUCACAGUUGUAUAAUUUUGCAGACCUUGAUGUUGGGUUGCCUAAAGAAGUCGAAACCAAGGAGAAAAUUGUUGAAGCUAUUGUUGAGCCUCCACCACCGAUGGAUGCUAAUGCAGUUGCGAAUUUGUCUGCAUUUCAAGGGAUGUUACCUCCUAUGCCACCAGGUUGGAAGCCGGGAAUGCCUGUGCAAUUACCGGAUUCGGCAAUUAAGCCCCCGCCUGGGUGGAAACCAGGGGAUCCCGUGUCGUUGCCUCCCAUGGACACGAUUCAAAUACCGAGAUUUGCUGAGCAGCAAAUGCAACAUCACAUUCCUCAGCCUAAGCAACCAGAAGUUAUUCAAGUGCAGCCUGUUAAUUUGGACCUUGGAGGAAGUGAUACUAGUGAUUAUAGUAGUGAUGAUGCCAGCUCUGAUGAUGAAGAUUGACAGGAAGAAACUACUAAGAAAAAGUAUGGAGUGAUGUUGCCAACUCACGCAGCGGUGUGUGGCGGAGGAGGUGAUUGGAGAGGACGUGGGUUUGCACUCUUCCAUUGCUAUGGGUUAUAUCAUGAACAUAAGAAAGUUCUCUCUUUUGAUGAAGUUGAUGACAGAAUUUAUGGGCGCAUAUUAUGAAAGAGAACUGUGAUCCGAGAAGACAUAUUAUGUUUUUCUAAUGUGUUCUCAAACAAACCAAGAGUUUAAUUUGUAUAUCAGUUAAUAUAAUAAAUGACUCUGAUUCAAAACUUGUCCAACUUUGAACGAACUCUCACCCUAAGGUAAAUAGUGUGAUUCAUGUUUAAAUGGCUCUGCCCUGUCAAAUGAUGCAUAAUUCUUUAGGUAUGAUUCCCCGCGUGACAAUGUUGUGUACUUCUGUUGCUGCAUGCAACAUGCCCGAACGGGACUAGACUACAUGUGUUAAAAGGAUAUAAAUGUACUUUUAUUUAGUUAUAUUUCUUUA
Messenger RNA from Cajanus cajan (pigeon pea), 2039 nucleotides. Its product is annotated as hydroxyproline-rich glycoprotein family protein. NCBI's taxonomy places the organism in Eukaryota, Viridiplantae, Streptophyta, Magnoliopsida, Fabales, Fabaceae. Gene Ontology annotation, molecular function: transcription coregulator activity. The record is from RefSeq and is a predicted model, not a curated record. Gene Ontology annotation, cellular component: core mediator complex; mediator complex. Gene Ontology annotation, biological process: regulation of transcription by RNA polymerase II.